AUGCAUAUGUCAGCUAUGGAAAAGGAAUUGAAAGACUUGAUCAUUCGAGGUACAAAAUAUACUGCUAAUAAAGAUUUUACAAAAGCGGCUGAAAUAUAUGCCAAGAUAUUAGAUUCGUUAAUUAAGGGUCGUGAAUUAGACGAUGUCGAUUUCAAUAAAGAAGAUCUAAUAGUUGCAAGAUAUAUGGUAUCCAUGGCACAAUGUUUAUUUGAAAUGGCUUUGGAAAAUACUGACUUGUUUGGAGGUCUAGGAAAUGGUAUCGGCAAUGCAGAUGAAGAUGACGAUAACGAGGACGAUAAUGAUGACGGAAGUCCCAGCUCCCAUUCCGGAAGCGAUAUAGAUGGCGAAGAUAGUGAUAACGAAGGGAAACCUACUUUGAAUAAAACUUUCUUUCAGUUUGAUCAUGAAGAAGAAGAAGAGGAGGAGGAGGACGAUGAUACUGAAGAGGAAAAGAAAGGAACUCGUAAAGAAAAUAAACAGUUUAAUGAGAGCAAUAUUGAAUCAGAAGAAGAGUCAGCUCUUGAAUCAGAAGAAGCCGAAGAAGAAGAAGAUAUUAAUGAUGGUGACAACAGUAUAAUGAAAUGUAAACAUUUUUCCGAUUAUUUAACAGGUGAUUUUUUGAUGCAUUCAUCCCAUUUAGCGGAAAAAGCCUACGAGUUAUAUAAUAAAUCCGGGUCAUAUUGUCAAGAAAGUAUAGAUGCAAGUAAAAUCAUAGGGGAUAUUAAUCUAGAAUGGGAAUCGUUCGAAACUGCCGUUGAUUGUUACAAGACAGCCCUUAAGACAUACCAGAGGGUCUACAACAAGAUGGAUUAUAAACUUCUAUGGUCAGUCUGUGAAGCAAUGAAAUAUUGUGAAGAAGUCACCGGAGCUAAACCAAGCCGUGAGCGUCUUAAAUAUUUGAAGCAAAUAUCCAUUGACGAAGAUAAUGAUGAUGCCGAAUUGGGAUUGUGGGCAGAAAAUGAAUAUCUGGAAUCAUCAAUUCCACGAGCAGGUCCACCAUCGUCUGAACCUUCUUCUUCUUCUUCUUCUUUUGCUUCCUUUGUUAGUAAAAAUAAUAAAAAUAAAAAGAGGAAAACGCAAUGGUUACCCUCCGUUUCCAGCCCUAGCACGGCCAACGACCUUUCAGGGCUUGUCAGGAAGAAGACCAAGAAGAACCCUCAAAAACCCUCAAAAACCCUAAGAAACCCCUAA
Messenger RNA from Naumovozyma dairenensis CBS 421, 1191 nucleotides. It is a transcript of the gene HIF1, whose product is annotated as Hif1p. The record is from RefSeq and is a predicted model, not a curated record. The transcript has a single exon. Gene Ontology annotation, molecular function: protein binding. Lineage: Eukaryota; Fungi; Ascomycota; Saccharomycetes; Saccharomycetales; Saccharomycetaceae. Bases 1 to 1191 code for a protein of 396 amino acids.